Messenger RNA from Lathyrus oleraceus (garden pea), 782 nucleotides. Its product is annotated as protein TIFY 10a. Gene Ontology annotation, biological process: regulation of jasmonic acid mediated signaling pathway; regulation of defense response; response to wounding. Bases 184 to 633 code for a protein of 149 amino acids. The transcript has 4 exons. The record is from RefSeq and is a predicted model, not a curated record. Gene Ontology annotation, cellular component: nucleus. Lineage: Eukaryota; Viridiplantae; Streptophyta; Magnoliopsida; Fabales; Fabaceae.
UAACAACUGGAUGUGGACUUGCCAACGCCACUAGCAGUUCCUGUGGCAACAAAACUUGUUUUCAUUAAAUAAAACCAAACACACAUAAAACUCGUGCGUCUUCUUAACACCUCACAUUCCUUCAUAAAUUUAAUAAGAUAGUAAACCUUCCACCUCUCUCUCUUCACUCUCAGCUUUUCAAGUAUGAAUUUUCAACAACUUCCUCAUCUCUUUCCGCAACAGAUUCCUAAUUUGAGAAAUUCCAGUGUAAUGAAGACUAAUAUUUCGAAGGAAGAGACUAAAUGUGCACAGAUGACAAUCUUUUAUGAUGGGAAAGUAGUUGUAUUUGAUGAUAUUCCAGCUGAAAAAGCCAAGGACAUUAUGGUCUUUUCCGCCACCAAUUAUGUUCAAGAGCAUCCUCAAGUAGCAUCCUCACCUGUUAUUUAUGAUUUACCAAUGACUAGAAAAGCUUCACUUCAUCGGUUCUUGGAGAAAAGAAAGGAUAGAAUUGGUGCAAGGGGACCAUAUCAAACAAGUAAACCAGCAGUGACUCUUGGUAAGCCAAUUGAUGAAUAUAUGUCAUGGCUUUCUUUGGCAUCACAAUCACCACAAGAUCACAAAUCUGAGUGUAGCUCUACCACUGUCUUGUUUUAACUUUUGUUGUUGGAUUGGAUAGAUUCCAAUAUUGUCAGAUGCUAUGCUCAAAAAAAUGUGUUGGCUCAUGCUUAUUAGUAACAUUAUUAAGAGUGUAGUUCUGAACUUCUUCUGAUUGAUAUUAAAAAAAAUGUACUUCUUGUUACUUA